AUGGAGAACUCAUCGGUGGCAUCAGCCUCCUCAGAGGCGGGGAGCAGCCGCUCUCAGGAGAUUGAGGAGCUGGAGCGUUUCAUCGACAGCUACGUCCUGGAGUACCAGGUCCAGGGGCUGCUGACGGAUAAAACGGAGGGGGACGGCGAGAGCGAGAAGACGCAGUCCCACGUCUCGCAGUGGACAGCGGAUUGUAGCGAGCAGCUUGAUGGCAGCUGUUCCCCAUCCCGAGGGAAGGGCUCAUCGUCUCACGAACACAAUCAGAACGGCAACAAGGAGAGCUCCCUUGACAUGCUGGGCACGGACAUCUGGGCUGCCAACACCUUUGAUUCCUUCAGUGGCGCGACAUGGGACUUGCAGCCUGAAAAACUAGAUUUCACCCAAUUUCACAGGAAGCUGCGCAACACCUCCAAACACCCGCUGCCUCACAUAGACAGAGAAGGGCUUGGAAAAGGGAAAUAUGAGGACGGUGACAGCAUCAACUUGAAUGACAUAGAGAAGGUUCUUCCAGUGUGGCAGGGUUACCAUCCGUUGCCUCAUGAAGCUGAAAUCGCACACACCAAAAAACUGUUCAGAAGGAGGAGAAACGACCGGAGGAGACAGCAAAGACUUCCCGGUGGGAACAAGCCUCAGCAGCACACAGAUCAUCAACAAGGUGGCACCAAACACAACAGGGACCACCAGAAACUCUACCAAGGAGGCCAGGCCCCUCACUCCUCAGGCCGGACGGGCCACCACGGCUACAGCCAGAACCGCAGAUGGCACCACAACCAGAAGCACUCACCCAACGACAAAGAAACGCACAGAAACACCAAAGAGACUGAGAAUUUGAAAAUUGAGGACACCUCUGUCUGCACGGUGCAUAUUCCCGUGGAGACGCACCGAGGCCCGGAGGCUGUGGAGAAGCAGUCUCAGCAGUACAUCCAGGAGUCAGAGACCAAGAGGAAAGACAGUAUUCAUGAGCGCAUUGGGGAAAGACCCAAGAUCAAUUUGCUUCAGUCUUCCAAAGACAGGCUGCGGAGGAGACUAAAAGAAAAGGACGAAGUCACGGUGGAAACCACCAAUCCUGAAAAGAACAAAAUGGACAAAUUAAUUGAAAUCCUCAACAGCAUGAGAAACAACAGCAGUGAUGUUGACUCCAAGCUCACCACCUUCAUGGAGGAAGCGCAGAACUCUACCAACUCUGAGGAGAUGCUGGGGGAGAUAGUCAAAACCAUCUACCAGAAAGCAGUGACGGACCGCAGCUUUGCUUCCACAGCAGCCAAGCUCUGUGACAAAAUGGCCCUCUUCAUGGUGGAAGGAACCAAAUUCCGGAGUCUGCUCCUCAACAUGUUGCAGAAGGAUUUCACCAUGCGGGAGGAGUUGCAGCAGCGGGACGUGGAGCGCUGGCUGGGGUUCAUCACCUUUCUCUGCGAAGUCUUCGGCACCAUGAGGAGCAGCACCGGAGAGCCCUUUCGAGUCCUUGUCUGCCCCAUUUAUACCUGCCUCAGGGAGUUGUUGCAAUCUCAGGAUGUGAAGGAAGACGCUGUGCUUUGCUGCUCCAUGGAGCUGCAGAGCACCGGCCGGCUGCUGGAGGAGCAGCUGCCCGAGAUGAUGACGGAGCUGUUGGCGAUAGCACGUGACAAGAUGCUGUGUCCCUCCGAGUCUAUGCUGACGCGGUCCCUGCUGCUGGAGGUCAUCGAGCUGCACGCCAACAACUGGAACCCCCUGACGCCCACCAUCACGCAGUACUACAACAAGACCAUCCAAAAACUGACGGCUUGAGGGGCAGGGCAAGGUGGGGUGGGAAGGGAC
This is a messenger RNA of Gavia stellata (red-throated loon), 1794 nucleotides long. It is a transcript of the gene CTIF, whose product is annotated as cap binding complex dependent translation initiation factor. The coding region runs from base 1 to 1764 and encodes 587 amino acids. Gene Ontology annotation, cellular component: cytosol. The record is from RefSeq and is a predicted model, not a curated record. Gene Ontology annotation, molecular function: protein binding; RNA binding; translation activator activity. Gene Ontology annotation, biological process: regulation of translational initiation. The transcript is spliced from 11 exons. Lineage: Eukaryota; Metazoa; Chordata; Aves; Gaviiformes; Gaviidae.